Molecule: messenger RNA, 813 nt
Organism: Bursaphelenchus xylophilus (pine wood nematode)
Lineage: Eukaryota; Metazoa; Nematoda; Chromadorea; Rhabditida; Aphelenchoididae
Source: the annotation of a GenBank genome assembly
AUGGGGUUAUGCAAGGAAACGCGUGCCAGGAAAAGCAAAGUUUAUAUCACCAUUUGGGUUGAAGAGCAGCAGCAGACGGAAGGAAGGGAAGGAAAGAAGAUGGAUAGUCCCGGAUACAGUUACUAUUACGGUACUCCAGCUGGAAGGUAAGUAGUUUCAUCUCAGGUUUCAAAUUGAUGUCUCUGUACUUACAAAACUACCGUAACCGUUUUUUUAUUUUUUGAAUGUUUUUUUUAUUUUUUUAUAUUGUAACUGCUGCCGUAUUUGCAGAAAUUAGACCUAAAAAGUCUUGAAGCCUGAAUUGUAUCUUUUUUCAGCAGUGGGUCAUCGUCCCCGGGCCAAUCUUCGAAACGACCUCAAACCAUUCAGAAAGCGAUCAAGAAGAAGAAAUCCAGUGAAAAGGAGAAGAUCAGAAAUGAGGAGAUCAAGAAGAAACUGGGGGAGAUCUCCAACAUGAUGCCUCUCCAGAAUACCGAAGGGCUCAGCAGGAUCAGAACAUUACGUCUGGCCAUUAAAUACAUCCAUCAUCUUAACGGAAUUUUGAAUGGGGAAAUGGUAAGGAAUUAAUUUAACGGUACAGCUUUUGUUGAUUAUUUUACUGUACCUGAUUGGUGAUAAAUUCAAUUACAGGUGUAUUGUCCGAUGCAAGGAAUGUAUCGACCUCGGAACUGUAAUGAUUUCCAGCAAGAUGUGGCUGAAGAAAUGCAACGAACUAACUCCUACAAAGAAAGGGCCGAGAUGGAAAUGCAGAUGGGAAUGGGGACCACUUCUCUGAGGGCCAAGAACUCAUCCACCUCGCCUGAGAUGCAUUAA